Molecule: messenger RNA, 1815 nt
Organism: Candida tropicalis MYA-3404
Lineage: Eukaryota; Fungi; Ascomycota; Pichiomycetes; Serinales; Debaryomycetaceae
Exons: 1
Coding region: 1-1815 (604 amino acids)
Source: RefSeq, a predicted model, not a curated record
AUGGAGAAUGAAAGUAUUUGGCAUCUGAUAUGGAAAGGUAUAUGGUAUUCACGACAACAUUUAAUCCAUAGUUAUCUAAUAAUUCCCAUUGGUAUAAUCAUCCUAUUAAUCAUCUUAUAUGGUCUUAAUAUUUUAUUGGCAGAUAUUGCUAAAAUCAAAUUCCCAAGUUCGGUUUUGGGGUUAUUGAUAAAUUUGGUGUUUUUAUGUGUUUUAAGCGUACUUAGUGAAUUAAGAGGAGAUUCUAAAUUCAUAAAACGUUUAAAUAAUGGAUCAUCAUGGAUAUUGACGAACUAUUUGCGAUUGAUUAAACCAUCUAUGAAUUUUACAUUGAAAUGGAUUAAUGUUUUCUUCAUUCCCUCGUUUGUUAUUUUACCUUUAUCUGAACCAAUUUCAUUUAUUGAAUGUUUGAAAAUCGCUGGUGUGUUUGUGGUUGGAUUGGCUGCUUUGAUAUUGGCAGAUGUUGGAAUGAUUAGAGUGUUUAAAUUGGUACUUGAAAAGUUUGGAUACAAAGAAGAGAAAAUCCAUUCUGAUGAAGAAGAUGAAAUUGAAAUGGAGAUUAUUCAAAGUAGUGCAAGAACAUUCACUAGUAUGAGGGAUGAUAUUACUACAAUUGAUCUUGAUAGUUUACAACCUAAUAGAAGUAAUCGAGAAGUUACACCACCAAGGGCCAUCAAUGAAAACCCAUUUGAUGACACAACUAGUUCAAAUUUACCAGAGCCUGAACCAAUUUAUCAUAAGCCACACCAUGUGGAUACAUAUCCAAGAACUCAUCGACUACCACCAGCUCAACAACAACAACAGGGAAGUGAUCUGAGUCAAGAACAAGAAAGUAUCGCUGUUGAACAACAAGAAGAAUUACAAGAAUUAUCCCCUAUAACAGUAUUUAUUACCAAUUAUAUUGAUUGGGUUUUAUACUUUGUUUUAUUUAUUAUUUCAUUACCAUUGUACUAUGUCUCAUCCAUUCAUACAUAUCUACCUUAUCAUUUAAGCAUCACUGUGUUAUCUUAUUAUGUUGCAUUAUUAAUUCCACAGAAAUACCCCGUCACAAAAAAAUUUGCCCAUCCGAUAAUCAUAUCAACUGGAAUCAUUUUAUUUAUUUGUUUUAUUGGAUCAUUGAUUUAUCACCACCAUCCAGAUGGGUUUUUACAAGAUUUGAAAUUUUACAAAACUGGUAAAAAUUAUUUAAAUUUAUUUAGUGGAAUGACUUUAAAUAAUAAUGGCAAAUCAGAUACUGUUCCAACCAAAGACCCAACAUCAACUCCACAAUGGCCUGGAUGUGGUGAUUUUUUGUCUUCUCUUAUGGAUAUAAGUAUUGUCAGUUUAUCACUUCCAAUGUUCAGUUAUCGUAGAGAUUUCAUUAAUAAUUUCCACAUAUUAGCUCCUACAAUAUUAGCAAGUAUUGGAUUGACAUUUUUCAUUUAUCCAAUAGUUUGUCAUUCUAUUGGAAUCGAAGCAGGUAGAUCAAUUGGUUUUAUUGGACGUUCAGUUACGUUAGCAUUGGGUACUCCCUUAAUUCAAGCAUUAGGUGGAUCAGUAUCAUUAAUGGCAGUUUGUACCAUAUUAUCAGGAAUUUUGGGAGUUUUAAUUAACGAACCAUUAUUUAAAUUAUUGCGAGUUGAUAAGCAAGAUUAUGUUACUAGAGGAGUAACACUUGGUAUUAAUUGUGGUGCUAUCGCCACAGCUCAUUUAUUAAAUGUUGAUCCAAGAGCUGCCUCAAUGUCCAGUUUAAGUUUCUCUGUCUUUGGUACCGUUAUGGUUAUCAUGGCCAGUAUCAAUGCUGUAAGAGAAUUGGUUCGUUCUUGGGUAGGAUUAUAA